AUGAAGCUAAUAAAUUACAUGCUUCUUUCGAUAAUUCUAUCUUGCCUGAUUGCUAGCAUUGAAGCAGGAAGUAUAUGCGGCGCUGACGGGCUUGUUAAGGCGAGGGCCAAGUGCAAGUAUUCUUGUCAACUGAAGGGUUACGGAGGAGGAGACUGUAAAGGAAAGAAGGACUGCUCCUGCGAAGUAAAAGAAAAAAAGAAAGAACUCGACUGCUCCUGCGAAUGCACAUGCUUCCCAUAG
Messenger RNA from Cylicocyclus nassatus, 240 nucleotides. Lineage: Eukaryota; Metazoa; Nematoda; Chromadorea; Rhabditida; Strongylidae. The record is from the annotation of a GenBank genome assembly.